Molecule: messenger RNA, 825 nt
Organism: Gloeophyllum trabeum ATCC 11539
Lineage: Eukaryota; Fungi; Basidiomycota; Agaricomycetes; Gloeophyllales; Gloeophyllaceae
Exons: 2
Biological process (GO): regulation of cyclin-dependent protein serine/threonine kinase activity
Cellular component (GO): cyclin-dependent protein kinase holoenzyme complex; nucleus
Molecular function (GO): cyclin-dependent protein serine/threonine kinase regulator activity; protein kinase binding
Source: RefSeq, a predicted model, not a curated record
CCGUUUUACGGCCACGAGUCGACCGCCAAGUUAUGUGCGCGGUUCGUCACGCACUUGUUUGCCUGCCCCGACUACCCGCCACCGUCGACGACGACGUCGCCCUCGACGCCCUCGCCCCCGCUGGCGAAUUUUAUCGCCUACGCCCUCCACCGCACCCGACUACACUCCUCUGUCACAUUCGCCGCGCUCUACCUUCUCCAACGCCUAAAAGCCCGCUUUCCUGCCGCUCGCGGCUCCUCGGGCCACCGACUCUUCAUUUCUGCGUUCAUGAUCGCGUCCAAGGUUAUCUGCGACGACACGUAUUCGAACAAGUCGUGGUGUAUAGUGGGUCAGGGUAUGUUUGCGUUGCGAGAGAUCAAUCAGAUGGAGAGGGAAAUGUGCAGCUACCUCGAGUGGGAAUUGAACGUCGAGCCUUCCCUGCUCAAGGAGUUCGAAGCCAAGGUGAAGAAGGACUUCGCUGGUGCGGGACCCUACCCGACCUACACCGUGCCGCCACCCCUCUCUCGGAAACCCUCUUCCCCCAAGCCGUCGUCGAACCCGCUGCCGCCACCACCCGUCCCCGUCCCCACCCCCUACGAGAAACCAUACCCUACCACCCCACCGCUCACCCCCGACACGCCCUCUUCCAUGUACUCCGACUCGUCCUCGCCCAUGUCCUCCUCGCCGCCGACGCCGCCGGAUGGCGGCGAUAUCAUCAUCGACCGCAAGCUGCAGCUUGUCUCCGACGCGAGCGACAAGAUCCGCACGGCCGACGUCGUCAAGGCCCUACCGAAGUCGAAGAUCGGGCGCGAGGCAUUCGCGUUCGCCGCGCCGGCGGUCUGGUAG